Messenger RNA from Hypanus sabinus (Atlantic stingray), 1201 nucleotides. RefSeq names its product probable G-protein coupled receptor 139. NCBI's taxonomy places the organism in Eukaryota, Metazoa, Chordata, Chondrichthyes, Myliobatiformes, Dasyatidae. The record is from RefSeq and is a predicted model, not a curated record. Gene Ontology annotation, biological process: G protein-coupled receptor signaling pathway. Bases 155 to 1201 code for a protein of 348 amino acids. Gene Ontology annotation, molecular function: G protein-coupled receptor activity. The transcript is spliced from 2 exons. Gene Ontology annotation, cellular component: membrane.
ACAAUUAAUUCACUAAAUUAAUCACAGUGUUGCAACCAGAGAUUGAACUUGGCUGACGCAAUUCGAUUGUAAAUAAUUGUUUUUAAAUGUUUAUUUUUAAAUCUGUCGAAACCUGACCCCGUGGGGUCGCAAAAAGGCAUUAAAAACCCCAGGUAUGUGCAGCCUCGACAUUUCAUUCAGAGAGAUAUUCGGGCCAGAUCACUCGCCGGAGAAAAUGCCUGCAUUGUUGGACAGGUUCCAGCCCGUCAAUAAAAUAUUGAACGUGUUCAUUGUCCUCAUUGGAGUUCCUGUGAAUUUAGCAGCGAUUGUGAUCCUGUCCCGGGGAAAGUGCGGCCUCUCUACCUGCACCACUCGCUACCUGGUGGCCAUGGCAGCGGGGGAUCUGCUGACCGUAGUCAUAGAGGUUCUUUUGCGUCUUGUCGUAAAUCAUUACUUUCCGUGGAAUUUUCUCCAUGUUACCCCUGUGUGCAGGGUUACGGAGGUACUGAGAAUCGCAGCCGCAGACUGUUCUGUCUGGUUCACCGUCACCUUCACUUUUGAUCGGUUUGUCGCCAUCUGCUGUCAGAAGCUGAAAACAAAAUAUUGCACCGGGAAAACUGCGGCUGUGGUUCUCACAACAACCGGCGUGCUGUCCUUUCUGAGAAGCGUUCCCCGCUACUUCCUCUGGGAACCCGGACGGAUAAUCAACAAUGUGCCGUGGUUCUGUAGACUCACGGCCAAUACCUUCACUGACCUCGGGUGGGUUGUAUACGAUUGGCUCGGCAUCGUUUUAAAUCCGUUCAUCCCUUUCGUGGUGAUUCCACUGCUCAAUGCUCUGACGGUCAGGCACAUUGUUGUGGCCAGUCGUGUCCGGAAGGGGCUGAGGGGUCAGAGCAAGGGGGAGAACAGCAGAGACCCCGAGAUGGAGAGCCGGAGGAGAUCUGUGGUUUUACUCUUCACCCUCUCCGGCAGCUUCAUCCUCUUGUGGAUGACGUGGGUGUUAAAUUUCCUGUAUUAUGAGAUCAAAGGAAUUAGAUUCGUGUAUUUCAAUGACUCUGAAUGGAUCUUUCACCGCGUCGGAGUCUUGCUGAAGAAUUUCAGCUGCUGUACGAACACAUUUAUUUACGCGGUCACUCAGUCGAAAUUCCGGGAACAGGUGAUCAGCGCGGUGAAAUAUCCGGUCACCUCGGUGAUGCAGUUCAUUACUCAGGCCGCGCACUGA